This is a messenger RNA of Nymphalis io (European peacock), 1302 nucleotides long. RefSeq names its product cAMP-dependent protein kinase type I regulatory subunit (gene Pka-R1). Gene Ontology annotation, biological process: regulation of protein phosphorylation. Bases 266 to 1228 code for a protein of 320 amino acids. The transcript is spliced from 7 exons. Gene Ontology annotation, molecular function: cAMP-dependent protein kinase regulator activity. NCBI's taxonomy places the organism in Eukaryota, Metazoa, Arthropoda, Insecta, Lepidoptera, Nymphalidae. The record is from RefSeq and is a predicted model, not a curated record. Gene Ontology annotation, cellular component: cAMP-dependent protein kinase complex.
CCAAAGAUUUGAUCAUCUGAUACUUGAAGUGACAGCUAACUCAAAAUAGAAACGCGCAAGAUUCUCGAGAUGUGAUCUAUUUAAACUAUAAAUAUUAUCUUAAACCUAUAUUUAAUAACUGCGUAACUUUUGCUGUUUUCGAAGGAAAAUUUCGUGUGCCUAACCUGUAAUCAUUCCGUUUUUUAGUAUUUUAAUAUUCAUACUGUUAUACAAAUGAAGUAUUGUAUGUUUAUAAUUCUUUGAAUGAGUUAAAGAAGAUUUUAAAAUGGAACAAGUUAAAGCUGCAGCAGCAGCAGCCGCAACUUCAGAAGGAGAGGCAGAUGGUGAAUUAUCACCUUUGCCAGUGCCUGGUGGGCAGUUACCACGUAGACGAGGAGGCAUUAGUGCUGAGCCAGUUACAGAGGAAGAUGCAACAAGCUAUGUUAAGAAGGUGGUGCCAAAAGAUUACAAAACAAUGGGAGCGCUAUCCCGAGCGAUAGCAUCUAAUGUGUUAUUUACACACUUGGAUGAAUCAGAACGUGCGGAUAUGUUCGAUGCCAUGUUUCCAGUGCAAUGUUUGCAAGGUGAAACUGUCAUACGACAAGGUGACGAAGGGGACAAUUUCUACAUAAUCGAUUCCGGUGAAGUUGAGGUGCUGGUGAACGGCGAGGUGGUGACCACGAUCGGCGAGGGCGGUAGCUUCGGCGAGCUGGCGCUGAUCUACGGCACGCCGCGCGCCGCCACCGUGCGCGCGCGCUCUCCGCUCAAGCUGUGGGGGCUGGACCGCGACUCCUACCGCCGCAUACUCAUGGGCUCCACUAUCAGGAAGCGUCGCAUGUACGACGAGUUCCUGUCGCGCGUCUCUAUACUGGAGAGUCUAGAGAAGUGGGAACGCCUCACAGUGGCCGACGCGCUGGAGCCGGUGUCGUUCAACGAAGGAGAGACCAUCGUGCGGCAGGGCGAGCCCGGCAACGACUUCUACAUUAUCGUUGAAGGCACGGCGGUGGUGCUGCAGCAGCGCGGCGCGGGCGGGGACGCGGUGGAGGUGGGGCGGCUCGGCCCGUCCGACUACUUCGGCGAGAUCGCGCUGCUGCUGGACCGCCCGCGCGCCGCCACAGUGCGCGCCGCCGGCCCGCUCAAGUGCGUCAAGCUCGACCGCGCGAGGUUUGAACGAGUGUUGGGUCUCUGUGCUGACAUCCUUAAACGAAAUAUUGCGCAGUAUAACAGUUUUGUUUCUCUUUCGGUUUAAAUUUACGUGAAUAAAAAUAAUGUAUAAAGGUAAAUUUAAAUUAUCCAACAGAAAUGAAUAAAAUUGUUAUAUUA